This is a messenger RNA of Solanum verrucosum, 1379 nucleotides long. RefSeq names its product beta-D-glucosyl crocetin beta-1,6-glucosyltransferase-like. Gene Ontology annotation, molecular function: UDP-glycosyltransferase activity. NCBI's taxonomy places the organism in Eukaryota, Viridiplantae, Streptophyta, Magnoliopsida, Solanales, Solanaceae. The record is from RefSeq and is a predicted model, not a curated record. The transcript has 3 exons. The coding region runs from base 15 to 1379 and encodes 454 amino acids.
UAAUUAUUCCAUUCAUGGAGAGAAUUAAGGAAAAUAGUCCUAGUAUCCUUUUAUUUCCAUGGUUAGGUUUUGGCCAUGUAAGUCCCUAUUUGGCACUAGCCAAGAAAUUAUCGAAAAUGAAUUUUCACAUAUAUUUUCUUUCAACACCAAUUAUUCUCAAAUCUAUCAAGGAAACCCUAGAUAAAAAAAACUCAUCUUAUAAUAAUCUCUCCAUACAACUUGUUGAAUUUCACUUGCCUUAUUUGCAUGAGUUACCUCCUCAUUACCAUACAACUAAUGACCUCCCUCCCCAUCUUAAUUCCACUCUUAUUCAAGCCUUUCAAAUGGCUUCUUCCAAAUUUCCAAGCAUAAUUGAAACCCUAAAACCUAACUUGAUUAUAUAUGAUGGGUUCCAACCAUGGGUAGCAACUAUGGCUUCAUCAUGCAAUAUUCAUGCUAUUAUGUUUUAUGUUUCUUCAACUUCUGGUCUUGUCUACCUUUACCACCAAUUUCUUCAUGGGACUUCAAACCUUACAUCUUUGCCUUUUUCUUCAUUGUAUCUUCAUGACUAUGAGAUCAAGAAAUUAGAUAUAAAACCAAUAAAACCACGCGAUGAGAAAGCCUUUGCAUACGUGGUACUUAAAUCCUUUGAACAAUCUCACUAUAUUGUUUUUUUGAACACUUGUAGGGAGAUUGAGGGAAAGUAUAUAGAUUAUGUUUCUACCAUAGGAAAGAAGGAGUUGAUACCAAUUGGACCACUUAUUCGCGAGGCGACCAUAGGUGAGGAGGAGGAUUGGGGGACAAUUCAAUCAUGGCUAGACAAGAAGGAUCAACUAUCAUGUGUUUAUGUAUCAUUUGGAAGUGAAAGCUUCUUGUCAAAGCAAGAAAUCGAAGAGAUAGCAAAAGGGCUUGAGCUAAGCAAAGUUAAUUUUAUUUGGACAAUCAAAUUUCCAAAAGGGGUGAACACAACAAUAGAAGAAAUGGUUCCACAGGGUUUUCUUGAAAGUACAAAGUGGAAAGGGAUGGUUAUUGAAGGAUGGGUACCACAAAGUCAAAUUUUGAACCAUUCAAGCAUUGGAGGUUUCGUUACUCAUUGUGGAUGGAAUUCGAUGUUAGAAAGCAUGAGUUUUGGCAUACCAAUAAUAGCCAUGCCUAUGAAUCAUGAUCAACCAUUGAAUUCAAGAUUAGUGGAGGAACUUGGCAUAGGGGUGGAGAUAUUGAGAGGUGAAAAUGGGAAAAUAAUGAAAGAAGAGGUGGCAAAAGGAAUAAGGAAGGUCGUAGAGGAGAAGACUAGGAUACAAGUGAAUUUGAAGGCAAUGCAAUUGAGUGAGAAGAUAAAAUUGAAAGGGGAGAAAGCUACUGAUGAAGAGGUUAAAAAGUUGUUGAAGCUAUUAUGUUGA